GUCACUCAUACAACAUUAUACAAUAAUCAUGUCUACUCGAUUCAAAGCUGCUGAAGAAGCUACACAACGAUCAACUGAUAAAAAGAUCAAAGAUAAACGUAUCAAUAAACAACGUGUCAUGUUAUUGUCUUCUAGAGGCAUUACAUACCGUCACCGUCAUUUGUUGACCGAUUUGGAAAAUUUCUUGCCUCAUUCCAAAAAAGAUGCUAAACUCGAUACCAAGUCUGAUCUGUACCUAUUGAACGAACUCGCUGAACUCAACAACUGCAAUAACGCCAUUUUUUUCGAAAUCCGUAAACGUCAAGAUCUCUACUUGUGGAUGUCCAAGACUCCUAAUGGUCCUUCUGUCAAAUUCCAUGUUCAAAAUUUACACACGAUGGAUGAAUUAAAGAUGACCGGCAAUUGUUUGAAAGGAUCACGCCACGUGUUAUCAUUCGACAAGAACUUUGACAGUGAACCUCAUUGGCAAUUAUUGAAGGAAUUAUUAGGACAAGUAUUCAACGUACCCAAAGGAAGUCGUCGCAGCAAACCUUUUGUGGAUCACGUCUUGUCUUUCUCUAUUGUCGAUAAUCGUAUUUGGUUCCGCAACUAUCAAAUCUUGGAAAAGACCCCACAAAAUACUCCCAAUUUUUCAUUAGAGGAUAAGAAGAAUGAUCUGUCUUUGGUGGAAAUUGGUCCUCGAUUUUGUUUGACUGUCAUUCGUAUCUUUGAUGGUUCUUUUGGUGGCCCUACUGUCUUUGAAAACCCUGAAUUUGUCCAUCCCAACUAUAUUCGAGCUGCCAACCGUAAAAGUCACAAUCAAAAGUAUGCCAUUCGACAAGCCAACAUCAAGCAACGUCAAACAAGACUCAUGGAAGCAGAAGGUGAAGAAACUGAACUCAGUAACAAGAAUGUCUUUGCAUAGAUUUCUCUCCCUCUUUUUCAUCAUCAUCUUAUAGUUUAGUUGUACAUUACUACUUUCAUACACAUACACUCCAUCAUCAUCCCUUUUUAUUAUUAUUAUUUUUUUGCCUCUUCUUUGUCAUCCUUUU
Molecule: messenger RNA, 1031 nt
Organism: Halteromyces radiatus
Lineage: Eukaryota; Fungi; Mucoromycota; Mucoromycetes; Mucorales; Cunninghamellaceae
Product: Brix domain-containing protein
Exons: 4
Coding region: 29-904 (291 amino acids)
Biological process (GO): rRNA processing; ribosomal large subunit assembly
Cellular component (GO): nucleolus
Molecular function (GO): rRNA binding
Source: RefSeq, a predicted model, not a curated record